CUCUUCCAUGCUACUUCACUUCCAUCAUUCUUUUUCCAUCACUUUCCUCUUUACAUAUUUCCACAAACACUUUGAUAGACACACUCAAACUACUAAUGACACGACCACAACAACGUUUACGAGGCGUGAGGCAGAGACAUUGGGGAUCUUGGGUCUCAGAAAUUCGUCACCCUCUCUUGAAAACGAGAAUCUGGCUCGGAACGUUUGAGACUGCCGAGGAUGCGGCAAGGGCCUACGACGAGGCGGCGAGGCUAAUGUGUGGCCCAAGAGCUCGUACUAAUUUCCCUUACAACCCAAACGCGAUUCCUUCUCCCUCUUCCAAGCUCCUCUCCGCUACUCUCACCGCUAAACUCCACAAAUGCUAUAUGGCUUCUCUUCAGAUGACCAAACAGUCACAAACACAAACGCAGAACACGAGAUUACGGCCGUUAUCCUUACCGGACACUCACGGCGUUAACAAUGUCACUUUGGACGGUGGAACUCAGUAUAACACGGGAGGAGUAACGGAGAUGAAGUGUGACGAUGGAAACUCCAAUUUCAAACAGAACUUCAGGCCAUUAGAGGAAGAUCAUAUCGAGCAAAUGAUCGAGGAGCUGCUUCAUUACGGUUCCAUUGAGUUUUGCUCUGUUUUACCUAGUCAGUCGCUGUGAGAAACAGCCAUGUCGCUUUAGUAAAGAAGCUAAUAUUCUGUUUCUGAAACAGAGCAUUUAGCUUUGUUAUUUAGCAUACUAUUUCUUCCUUCCAUAAUACGGUGUCAUAUAAUGAGUACUAGUGAGGAGUGCUAACCAAUUUACAUUUUGAUCUGAAUUGGCCUCUUUGAAAUAUUCAUUCUAGUUUCUACAAAGAGCAAUCGAUCAUAAGCUAUGUAACGUAUAGUAAA
Molecule: messenger RNA, 880 nt
Organism: Brassica oleracea var. oleracea
Lineage: Eukaryota; Viridiplantae; Streptophyta; Magnoliopsida; Brassicales; Brassicaceae
Product: ethylene-responsive transcription factor ERF003-like
Exons: 2
Coding region: 96-650 (184 amino acids)
Biological process (GO): regulation of DNA-templated transcription
Molecular function (GO): DNA binding; DNA-binding transcription factor activity
Source: RefSeq, a predicted model, not a curated record